CUUGCGCCUUCUCUCCCGUUACAAGAAGAUUUCGUUUACCACUGGAAGGCAAUCACCCAUUACUACAUAGAGACAUCAGAUGACAAAGCUCCUGUGACUGAUACCAACAUUCCUUCUCAUCUGGAACAGAUGCUGGAUAUUCUAGUUCAAGAAGAAAAUGAGAGGGAAUCAGGUGAAACAGGACCAUGUAUGGAGUAUUUGCUGCAUCACAAGAUUUUGGAGACACUCUACACACUAGGAAAAGCUGAUUGUCCUCCAGGAAUGAAACAACAAGUUUUGGCUUUUUAUACAAAACUUCUUGGAAGAAUACGGCAACCUCUUCUUCCCCACAUAAAUGUGCAUAGGCCAGUGCAGAAAUUAAUUAGGCUGUGUGGUGAAGUUCUGGCAACACCAACAGAAAAUGAAGAAAUUCAGUUUCUCUGUAUAGUAUGUGCAAAGCUGAAACAGGAUCCAUACCUGGUCAACUUCUUCCUCGAGAGUAAGUUAAAAGUGAUGGCUUCCAAGGGAUCGGCGAGUGUAAUCACAGAAGACCUGCUGAAAGGCCAAGACUCUUUGGCAGCGGACACGGGACAGCCCGUUCUGCCGGACGAGAUACCUGGUGCCUCUGGAGUGGAGCCGAUGGAGAGGGGAGAUGACCUCCUGCAACAGGCAGAUGAUCUCUCUUUCAGUCUGGAUGAACUCAACGUCACAUCAUCACCCGAGUCCUCUAGUGUUUCUCCAAAUCAAGACUAUAAUUUAGUAAAUUCUCUACUAAACCUCACUAAAAGCCCUGACGGCCGGAUAGCAGUGAAGGCCUGUGAAGGCCUCAUGCUUUUGGUGAGUUUGCCAGAACCAGCAGCUGCCAAGUGCCUGACUCAAAGCACUUGUUUAUGUGAAUUGUUGACAGACAGGCUGGCCACCCUCUACAAAGCCCUGCCUCAGUCACUGGAUCCCUUAGACAUUGAAACAGUGGAGGCAAUUAACUGGGGUUUGGAUUCCUAUAGCCACAAAGAAGAUGCAUCUGCUUUUCCAGGGAAAAGAGCGUUAAUUUCGUUUCUUUCGUGGUUUGACUACUGUGAUCAACUCAUCAAAGAAGCACAAAAGACUGCUGCCGUUGCUAUGGCAAAAGCUGUGCGGGAACGAUUUUUCAUUGAUGUUAUGGAACCCCAGCUGAUGCAAACUUCAGAGAUUGGAAUCCUCACAUCGACUGCACUGUUGCAUCGCAUUGUUCGUCAAGUAACUUCAGAUGUCCUGCUGCAGGAAGUGGUUUAUUUUAUACUUGGAGAACACAGAGAGCCAGAAACUUUGUCAGACAUCAACAGACAUCUGUUGCGACACAGGUUGAUUGAACACUGUGAUCAUAUUUCUGACGAGAUCAGCAUAAUGACUUUACGAAUGUUUGAGCACCUUCUGCAAAAACCCAGUGAGCACAUUCUUUAUAAUUUGGUUCUGAGAAAUUUAGAAGAAAGAAACUACAUGGAAUAUAAGCCUCUCUGUCAAGAAGAUAAAGAUGUGGUAGAGAACGGACAGAUCCCAGGAGCAGUAGACCUGGAGGAAGAUCCGUUAUUUACUGAUCUGUCUCCAGAUAACACGUUGUCAGCUCAAGAGUGGCUCAGUGCUUCUCCACCUGUCAGUCCAGAACAUCCAAAAAAUGAUGGGAAGACUGAAGUUCAUAAAAUUGUAAAUAGUUUUCUCUGUCUUGUACCUGAUGAAGCCAAGUCAUCAUAUCAUGUGGAGGGUACAGGCUAUGAUACUUACCUCAGAGAUGCCCACAGACAAUUCCGGGAUUAUUGUGUCAUCUGCUUACGGUGGGAGUGGCCCGGAUCUCCCAGAUCUUUGGAAAAGUGCAAUUUAGAAGCAUCAUUUUUUGAAGGGCACUUCUUGAAAGUCCUCUUUGACAGAAUGGGCAGGAUUCUUGAUCAGCCCUAUGAUGUAAAUUUACAAGUUACGUCAGUGUUGUCCAAACUGUCCUUGUUUCCUCAUCCUCAUAUACAUGAAUACCUUUUGGAUCCCUAUGUGAACCUGGCUUCUGGCUGCAGGUCUCUCUUCUCUGUUAUUGUCAGGGUCGUUGGGGACCUCAUGGUUAGAAUUCAGCGCAUCCCAGAUUUCACUCCCAAGCUUCUGCUGGUCAGAAAACGCCUGCUGGGCUUGGAGCCCGAAGGGCCCAUCAUUGACCACAUGACGUUACUAGAGGGCGUGAUUGUGCUGGAAGAAUUCUGCAAAGAGCUGGCAGCAAUUGCAUUUGUGAAGUAUCAUGCCUCAUCUACACCAUAA
Messenger RNA from Apaloderma vittatum (bar-tailed trogon), 2253 nucleotides. It is a transcript of the gene FHIP2A, whose product is annotated as family with sequence similarity 160, member B1. The annotation marks the transcript as partial. Lineage: Eukaryota; Metazoa; Chordata; Aves; Trogoniformes; Trogonidae. The transcript has 16 exons. The record is from RefSeq and is a predicted model, not a curated record.